CACAUUUCAUACUCUACUGAGAUAUCUACAUCCUGAAAGGUAACAGGUCUCAUCACUGGAAAGACUCAGAAUUUUGAAAUUUAAUUUUUUGACAGGUACCAUUCAAAAUGAUGUGCAUGAAGACCUUCAUUUUGCCAGUACUUUUUAUUGCAUUCGGACGUGGAUUUUCUAACCCUGGUUCUAACUCUAAACUCCCCACUGGCAAUGUAAAAAGCUGCAAAGAAAUACAAGAGCUCUACAAAGAUUCACAAGAUGGCAUCUACACCCUUGUCUCAAAAUAUGGGACUGAGUACCAGACCUACUGUGAUAUGACUAGCAAUGGAGGAGGGUGGACAUUAGUAGCAAGUAUCCAUGAGAACAACAUGUAUGGAAAGUGCACCUAUGGUGACCGCUGGUCAAGCACACAAGGCAGCAAUCCUAAUCGACCAGAAGGAGAUGGAAACUGGGGAAAUUAUAAUACUUUUGGAACUGCAGAAGCGGCAACUAGUGAUGACUACAAGAAUCCUGGGUACUAUAGUGUGAAUGCUGAAAACAUUGCUGUCUGGCACGUUCCUAAUACAACACCACUGGCACAAUGGAGUUCCAGCGCAAUCCUGAGAUAUCACACAGAUAAUAACUUCCUAUCUACUUUAGGAGGAAACCUAUAUCAUCUCUUUAAUAAGUAUCCUGUAAAAUACAAUGGAGGAAGCUGCCUAACUGAUAAUGGACCUGCUUUUCCAAUUAUUUAUGACACUGGAAAUGCUGCAACAACUGCUAACUUUUACUCUCCAAAUGGACGAAAAUAUGAGUUUGAGGCAGGGUAUGUCCAGUUUAGAGUAUUCAACAAUGAAAGAGCAGCAAUGGCCAUGUGUUCAGGAGUGAAAGUCAUCGGCUGUAACACAGAGCAUCAUUGUAUUGGAGGAGGUGGUCACUUCCCUGAAGAUGCUCCCAAAGAGUGUGGAGACUUUGCAAGUUUUGACUAUGAUGGAUAUGGAACUGAAUACGGUUCGAGCUGUUCCAAGGCCAUAACUGAGUCAUCGGUGCUUAUCUUCUACAAAUAGAAAUGUCAGUGUAUUGAACUCAACUAUCUGCUCUAGUAUUAUUUUUUAGUCUUCAUUUUUAUGUUAUGAUUUAGCGGAGGAAGUUUUUAUGUGCAUUUGUGAGUUAUUCUUCUGUAGUUUUUUGUUGGUUUAUUUUGCACACACACACACACACACACACAUAUAUAUAUAUAUAUAUAUAUAUAUAUAUAUAUAUAUAU
Messenger RNA from Protopterus annectens (West African lungfish), 1240 nucleotides. Its product is annotated as intelectin-1a-like. The record is from RefSeq and is a predicted model, not a curated record. The transcript is spliced from 8 exons. Gene Ontology annotation, molecular function: oligosaccharide binding. The coding region runs from base 108 to 1040 and encodes 310 amino acids. NCBI's taxonomy places the organism in Eukaryota, Metazoa, Chordata, Ceratodontiformes, Protopteridae.